Molecule: messenger RNA, 1397 nt
Organism: Diospyros lotus (date-plum)
Lineage: Eukaryota; Viridiplantae; Streptophyta; Magnoliopsida; Ericales; Ebenaceae
Product: leucine-rich repeat extensin-like protein 5
Exons: 3
Coding region: 53-934 (293 amino acids)
Source: RefSeq, a predicted model, not a curated record
AUAUAUUCCCGGCCUGUGCAUAUCCGACUGCUUAGUUGUUGUCUCUUCAGCCAUGGAAACCACAACGCCGAUUGCUCUCAGAAUGCUCGUUUUCGGCCUCCAUUUAUGGCUCGCUGCUCUCUCUUUCACUCUCUGCGAUGCGAGAAGAUCAAUGAAAAGACCCACCAAGAGAACAAUACACUUGGCCGACACCGGCAAUGCCGAGCCGGAAUUAAUGGAUGCCUCCAACUCGGGGCCGUACGGAGUGAGUUCGCCCUUCUCCAUGCCGCCUUAUGACUCUCUUGCUCCCAUUCCCUUGCCAGAAAAUUCCCCUCCAUCUUGUAUCUACCCGCCAUUUACCCCACCUGGUACCACCGUCCCGUUGCCACCGCCAGCCGGCGGCGGAUACACACCGCCACUCCCACUCCCACCACCGGCCUCCACCACACCAACGCCCACACUACCCUACCCAAGCCCACCGGAAUCUUUUCCCAGCCCGACGGAGCCCGGGCUGGGCCCGCCAUCGCCGACCAUUUACGUGCCCAGCCCGGAGUCGCCGACCAUUUACGUGCCGAGCCCGCCGUCGCCGUCCAUUUUUGUGCCGGGCCCGCCGGUGUUUGAGCCACCAGUUGUGUAUCCGCCGCCGACGGUGCCUCCGCCGAGAGGAAAAACUCCGAGCGCAGGCGCCCUGUGGUGCGUCGCGAAGCCGUCGGUGCCGGACCCCAUAAUUCAAGAGGCCAUGAACUACGCUUGUGGGUCCGGAGCAGACUGUGAUUCCAUUCUGCCGAGCGGCUCGUGCUUUCAGCCGGACACGCUGUUUGCUCACGCCUCUUAUGCCUUCAACAGUUACUGGCAGAGAACUAAGGUGGCCGGCGGCAGCUGUGAUUUUGGCGGCACCGCCAUGCUCGUCACCGUGGAUCCAAGCUAUGAUGGGUGUCGCUUUCUCUUAUUCUGAGGCUGCACAAAACUGCCGCUUUAUCUUUAUCUGAUCAAAGUUCUAAAUAAAAAGCAAAGCAAUGCGAUGGGGAUGAACACACACACACACACACAUAUAUAUAUAUGUGGCCACAGCAUGCAUGGACUGCAAAUUAAGCCCCAAGGUUGGAUUCCAAAUGCUCCAAACAUUCUUCAAUUCAAACUGCAAAUUUUGUAUCUAAACAUAUAUAUACAUAUCACUGAAAUUGAAGAUUAGAUUUUUCCUUUUUUUUUGCUUUUAAAUCUCUAUCUGGGCUGAUUAAUUAAGCUCUCCUCCUCUGUCCCUUUCUGUGUUUAUAUAAACACUUUAAUAUAUAUAUAUAUAUACAUGCAUGCACACUCAUAAAGUUGGAGUUGGAGGGAGUGACAGUGAUGGAAAUCCAUUAGCAGCCAAAAGAAUUCAAUUAUAUUGAUAAAGCAAGGUGGGCUUAUAGAGCAAGCAA